Molecule: messenger RNA, 1851 nt
Organism: Phytophthora nicotianae INRA-310
Lineage: Eukaryota; Oomycota; Peronosporomycetes; Peronosporales; Peronosporaceae
Exons: 5
Coding region: 1-1851 (616 amino acids)
Biological process (GO): protein ubiquitination
Cellular component (GO): membrane; Cul4A-RING E3 ubiquitin ligase complex
Source: RefSeq, a predicted model, not a curated record
AUGGUUCUUAUCCUCACAGCUGUAUUUGCUCUAUUGAGACUUCAACACGACUUCCAGGCGAGUAUGAGAACGUUGCUGCUUGUGGUGGUGGCGCUGCAAGUCGCAAUUACAAGUGCGACCACAGCGCUAACUGACCCAGCACUCGCACCGUUCUACGACACCGUCGGACUGGCCUGCAACAAGCGCGCAGACUGUGGCUACGUCCCAGCACUGGCCUGCAUCGAAGGCAAGUGCGAGUACUGCCGACCGACUGCUCAUGACUGUAAUGGACACCCUAAAGACGUUGGCUACGUCUGCCAAGUUAUUGAGGUGCUGAACGAAGCUACGGGCGAGAAGGAGGCACAGCAAGGACUGACAUCCACUGGAGACACAGUUGACGCUGCUUACUGCGUGGAGAAGAACCUAUUCGGGCCGUUCACAUACAAGGAUCUACUCACAACGCUGGUCGCGUUUACGUGCACGGCAUUGGGCGCUGGCGGCGGCGUUGGUGGUGGAGGACUACUUGUGCCGAUGUACAUCCUCGGAGGGUUGAACCCAAAGCAUGCUAUACCGCUAUCAAAGGUGACGAUUUUUGGCAGUGCAGUGGCGAUGUAUGCCGUCCAUUUCCGGCGCAAGCAUCCAUUGAACAGGAAUCGCCCUCUCAUUGACUUUGGCUUGGUGGGACUCAUGGAACCCACGACGCUUAUGGGCACGGUAUUUGGUGUGAUGCUCAACCAUAUUUUCCCGAAUUGGUUGAUUCUCGUGUUGUUGGUGACGCUGCUCUCGUUCAUCACUUAUAAGACUUUUUUGAAGGGCAAAAAGAUUCAAGAGAAGGAGUCGAAGUCCAAGUUGGCACUCAUCAAAAACACACUGACAGGCGGUCCCAAUGGUGGUGGCCGGGGUCGUCGAUGGUCAAUCUAUCAGCGGUUCGACGUGGAGAUAGCUGCUCGUCGGUGGCUCGAGAAGACUCGUCGUAGUCGUAAAACGCGUCUGAUUCGCGAAGAAGACGAGAAAGAUUUCCAAUCUCUACCACCAAUUAUUGAAAGAAAGCCGACCAGCUCCGACCCUCUCCUCGGUGACAAUCGUCGAUUCGGCACAUUCCCGUCCGAUGACGAUGAAAAGACUCAGCGACGUGGAACUGUUGAACGUCGCGAUGCCCGAGUGCUGCCUUUCGAGUUCGUCUGGCCACUGGUGGUUUCCUGGCUUAUCAUUCUGGUUCAGGCAUUUCUUCGUGGUGGUCAUGGCGCUCCUAGUGCUAUCGGUGUGACUUGCAAUUCCUCGGCAUACUGGGCUAUUACGCUGCUGCCCCUCACAGUUCUCGCUGGAAUAUCACUGUACAUCGGGUAUCGUCUUCGGUUGAUGAAUCGCUUUAAAGUUCUUAGCAAUUAUCCGUUCGUUGACGGCGAUAUGCAUUGGGUCAAGCGCCGCGUGCUGAUGUUCCCAGCUGUAUGCACCACUGCGGGUGUAGCUGCUGGUUUGCUUGGUAUCGGCGGUGGGAUGGUCAAAGGUCCCCUUAUGCUGGAGGCUGGUGUGCUUCCAGCUGUGCAGACGGCCACAGCCAGUUUCAUGAUCCUCUUCACAGCAUCGUCCACGACGCUGCAGUUCGCUAUCAACGGUCAAUUCCCGGGUGAAUUGCAGUUCGACUACAUGGCGUGGUUUGCGUUUGUUGGGUUUGUUGGUGGGUUCUGCGGGUUGAAAUGUGUCGGAUACUUUGUGAAGAAGUACAAACGCGAAUCGAUCAUGGUGUACAUGUUAGCGACGACGAUCGGGUUGUCGGCGUUAGCCAUGGGGUUUAUCGGACUUAGAUCGACGCUAGCAGAUAUCGAAAGUGGGGUACAUCUCGGCUUUCACGGCAUUUGUGACAAUGAGUAA